UAGAAAGCGCCGGAUCGCUAGCAGUUGAACUAACAGGUAUAACAGAGUUUUGACAGAUUCUUCUGAUUUGUGCUGAUAUUGGCGCGUGCCAGAUGGUCCAGGAGCCAGCCGGGCUCUGCUUCGUGCUCCUUCUUCACCCGUGUGAGCCGUCAUGGCGGAGGAGGAAGGCAUUGUGACAGAGCAGACGGAAGAGGCUUCGGGUGGACUGUGCUGGCUGUCAGUGCUGUCCUGCCUCCUGCUCGCCUGCUGCUAUGUUGGCAGUUUGUAUGUCUGGAGGAGCGACUUGCCCAGGGAUCAUCCUGCGGUGAUAAAGAGACGCUUCACCAGCGUCCUGGUCGUGUCGGGUCUGUCGCCUCUCUUUGUUUGGGCAUGGAGAGAAUUCACUGCAGUCAAGACUGUCUCACCAUUGCUGGCCCUCCUGGGGAUUCGCCUUGAAGGUUUUAUUCCUGCAAUUGUUCUUCCUCUGCUGCUGACUAUGGUCCUGUUUCUGGGCCCACUAAUGCAGCUGUCCAUGGACAGUCCCUGGAGCUUCAUAGAUGGUGUUCGCGUGGUGCUUGACCCGUGCUUCUGGACGCUGUGCCUCAGCGACAUGCGCUGGUUGAGGAAUCAAGUGGUGGCACCACUGACGGAAGAGUUGGUGUUCAGAGCCUGCAUGUUGCCCAUGCUGGUGCCGUGUGCCGGUCCUUCCACUGCCAUCUUCACCUGCCCUCUGUUUUUUGGAGUGGCUCAUUUUCACCAUGUCAUAGAGCUGCUGAGGUUCAGACAGGGCACGCUGUCAGGAAUUUUCUUCUCAGCAGUGUUUCAGUUCUCCUACACAGCAGUGUUUGGAGCUUACACUGCAUUCAUCUUUAUCAGAACAGGUCACCUGAUUGGUCCGGUUCUCUGUCACUCCUUUUGUAACUACAUGGGUUUCCCAGCCAUCAGCACUGCACUGGAGCACCCCCAACGCCUCGCCAUUUUAUCAUCCUACUUGAUGGGAGUUCUUCUCUUUUUCAUGCUGCUCUUUCCUUUAACAAACCCUUCCUACUAUGGCGUCCCUACUCCGGUCUGUACCCUCACCUCGUCCCCCAGCUCUCUCUGUUUUUCCUGACCCCCUUUCUCAGCCUACACAGGCAUAUCUGCUUUUGUCCUGUUGCUGUUUAAUAUUUAGGCAAUCAAGGGUUUGGUAUGUUUUAACGGUGAACUGGCGCUGAUGUCCUUUACAAAUUGACUGGACAGUGCUGACAGGUUUUAGGGGUUAUAAUGAGCCAAAUUUCUAACUAAGCGUUAUUUAUGGUUUCCUUUAUACAAAAGGCGGUCACAUCUCAGAAUGUGUUGAAACUAAGGUUAAUGUUCUGGGGAACGUUCUGUUCCUUCACUGACCUAUUAACCGGAACUCAAAUUAUCUUCAUAACUCAUGUUUUUUUUAUGUGCUUCCACAAACUUUGAGUCAAACUUAGCAAAGGCUUAUUUGGGGAAAUUUUCCAGUUUUUUAUUUUUAUUUUUUUUAUUAUUAUUAUACAGCUUUCAGGUCUGUGAGGUAAUCAGAUGCUUUAUUUAGCCGUUAUCUUGAUCCGUUCGGACAACCAAACAAAUGGUAAUGAUCAGGUUUGGCCUUCAUCUCUGCUGUAUGAGUCGGGUCACAGGAGGAUCUAAAGCAGGUCCAGGUUUUGUUGGCUGAUCCAGAAUUUAUGCUACUUGUUAGGAGCUACACUUUCCCUUUUGACUGCAAUCUGACAUCUUCAGCAGGGUUUCUGUUAUCUCUGGCUGUGUGAACCUUCUGGAAGAAUCAGUACUGCUGUAGCUGCACUGAAGUACAGGAACAGAAAUGUUGUCAUUGAUAGAAUAUGCUGCAAGAUAUCUAGUUUAUUUUUAUAUUCAUGGUUUGAUUUUUAGCAUCACGUUUUUUUUUUUUUCCACUUUGUUUUUAAAGUGAAGGUUCAAUCUUUAAUAUGUCCUACGUUUAGUCAUACUCAGUAAAUGUUAGUAUCAUUGAAGAGUUCAUUUAUUUCAAUAACUCAAUUGGAGGAAGCGCAUUACAUAAAUUACAUACAGUUUUGAACCUUUCAUUUCAUUUAAUUAUGAUUAUAUUUCACUUACAGUUAAUGAAAACAUGACAUUUAAUAUUGGAAUAGUUCAUUGGAUCAAUUAAAGUUAAUUUUAAUACAGAAAUCUGAGCUGUGAAACUUUUACAAAUAAAAAGCUAGUCUUUUUUAAAGUUGUAAAAGCUGUCACCAUGCUAUGACAGUACAGUAUGAGACAGAUAAUCUGUGAAAAGAUUAUCUCUGUCACCUCCUCCCGGUGCUUCUAUUGCCAUCAGAAGAAAUGCACCAAAAAUAAUUGGGCAGAGUCAGGAGGCGGGGCUUAGUGCUCUCAGUCCAGCUCGAGUUUGCGCUGCUAAAUGUACAGGAAAUCAACUUAGUAGCAGAGAGCAUAAGACAGUGGGGGAAUGAGCGAUGUGUAUAUGAGCGUAAAUAACAGCGCUAAGACCCUCCUCCUGGCUCUGAUUGGCUGUGUCUCAUUAGCGCUGGAAGAAGGCAGAGGAGUUAGAUUUGUUUUCUUUUCACAGAUUAUUUGACUCAUGUUGUCCCAAGAUGGUAACAGUUUCUAUAAAUAUAACUCAGAAGUCACAUACUGCAUCUUUAACGUCUGCUUCGAGGUUCAAAAGGUACUCAUGACUGUACAGUUACCUGACUAUAUGUAUUUUAGGUGGCAGUAGUUGAGUCAUUUUGCUGAUGAACAUGGAUGAUAGAAUGGUUCCAGUUGUUUCUCUCUGCAUGUUUCGCCUUUAGACACAUUCAGUAGCUAAGCUAGUUAUCUCCAUGCACAGCAAGUUCGUCACAUAGUUUCAGAAUCUCUGCUUUUUCUUUUUGUCUGAUUUUCAUUUGCAAUAAUAGAAUUCUAUUCAUCUUCAUAUUUUCUAUCACCAGAAGUUGGUACUGCUCAUAAAGUGUGUCAUGCUUAAGAUAGGAUACUUAGAAGUUUGGUAAAGCUUCAACUAAAUAUUUAUUUUAUUCUUUUCAAGCAUCUUGUUAAAUGUUCCAAAACAGUCAAUUUAUUGACAAUAAGUAUGCACAUUUAACAGGUUUUACUCUGGUACUUUGGGGGUUUUGUGGUGCAUUGCUAAUAUUAAAAUGAUUUAAUGGCUUGGGAGAUUCAAAUAUUUGCACUCUUCAGUUGGCACUGAAGAGUGCAAAUAUUUUUGUGGUAAUGGUUGUUCCUUCUAGAUAGAAAAUUUAAUGUGAAUGUCCCACAACCUUUCCCUUUAUUAAAAUCCGUGAAACAAUCCUAUAGAAGCCAAUUGGGGGAAGAAAGGCAGUUACUAAUUCAAGAGUGCAGCAUUGCUAUGUCUGCUAUAUUUGUGCAGCCGAAAGCAGCAAAGUUUCCCUUCAAAUAUCUCUAGACAGUAUCCAGUGCUGGUUGGUUGAAUGUUAGAGGCCCAGAGCAGUUUGUGAAACAUGAGAACAACUUCAUCUGAUCAUUAGAACAUGAUCAGCAAGUUCUCAACCCAGGAUAACACCUUAACAUUACCUUUCAACUUCAACAAGUUAUUUUUGACUGCUAGCAACACAGACUGGUGGAAACAGAGAAGUGCAAGACUGAAUUUACGGAUCUGAAGUAACUUCAUCCAAACUCAUGUGAAUACGAACACGUGUGAGCUCACAGUGUAAACAUUUUAGAUGGUUGAAUUCCAAUGAAAACUUCUCAAUGAGUUAGAAACAUUGUCCAAUAAAAUGUUGAAGGUGUAAUCGUCUCAACACAUUCUGCAAGUCCACUGGUCGUGAACUGAGCUCAGUUCUUAAACUAUAAUCACUCAUUAACGCCGACUAACAACAACUCAGACAACUGCAAGUGGAAAAAAUAAAUGUCUUUUGUGUUCCUCAGAGAACGUGCUAGUACUCGGUAGAAACCAGUGGCAUUUCAGUCCAACCAAUAUGGCAGCGAAACUUGAACAGUGUGUUGUUUGGACGGGUUUGUCCACUUUUGUAUUAACAAUAAAAGUAGAAGUUGUGUUUCAAACUGAUGGUGCAUUUUGGCACAUCAGAUUGAGCAGUUUGGUGGUCCGCCACUGGUUUGUAGCUCAGUCGAUAGGCUUGAGCAAAUUUGAUGUGGUUAAGGGCAAAAACAAACCAGAACAAAAGCUAUAAUUAAGAAAUUUGUGUGAAUGCGGACGCGUGUGUGUGCCCAGUCUUGCCUCAAUAAUAUCUUUGCACUGUCUUGUAGAACAUCAGCUGCAUCAGUCGAUCACUUCAGCAAGACCUUACGCUUGGCAAUAUUUGAAAUUAGGCAGCUGGGAGGCAGGACAUUUCUAAGAAGAUUGAUGUUUAUGAUCAAUAAAUUGAUUGCGUAACAGAAUUAUUUUUACUCAAUCAUGUGUUAUGAGUCAUGUUGUGGCUUGAAGUACUGUGAGGGCAUUGUUCAGGCAGUGAGUUCAGGUAAAGGACGGAUGAAGUGCCAGACCUAAUUUGUGCUUUGGCAGCUAAUUGAAACAAAGGCUCUGCAAAUUCAUGGAGGGUCAAAGGUUUACAUCUACUGCACUGGGAAUGAAUCAUUUCAGGGCACACAGACAAAGAACCCCCCUGACUCUCGUAUGGAAUUCUAAAUAUUGAGAGAGAGAAGAAAACAGUCUGCUCUGAUGUUUAACAUAUAUUCCAAACUUGGUGUUCUAAUACCUAAUCUAAUCUAAUACCAGAAAUGCCACAUUAAGCUGCCAUGGUUACAGCAACCAGUAGCUGAGUGUGCUAAGUUUACAAUACACACACAACACACACCCUGAACUUUGAUUGGCUGAACGAAGCCCAACCACAGCUGAUUGGUUAGAUUUACUGUCACUCACCACAACAGCCCAUGUUGAACAAUCUACCAGUUGGAUUUUGGUUCAGUUGAAUUAUUUGGAGGCAAUCCUCCAUCUUCAUCAUUCCACUCAGUGAUCGCGAACAAUUUGACGCUCAACAUAAUCCUACCACCACCGUGCUUGACAGACGGGACAGUCGUGCUGCUACGUUUGAAAGACUGGCAUCAACGUCUUACAGCAACUCGGUCUUUGUCUCACCUGAAUGAAAAACAUUUCUCUAGAAGAUAUUUAGAUUUUCUAUGUGGGCAGUUGCAAGUUUUAGCCCAAAGUGACGUCUGCUUUGGAACAGUGGCUUCUUUCUUUGGGGGCGCCAUGUCAGAAAUGUGUUGUGGUUCUGGAUUGGAAAAAGCAGGUUGAAGGUUUGAUUUUGAAGUAUUCUGCGAAGUUAUUAUUGUUAAUGGUAGUCAGGCAUGGUGUCAAAUACCAGUGAGCUUGUUGAGCAGUACAAGCAUCCUUGGAGGGAAAGCUUACGAGUUGGAGAUAUGCUGCAUCAAAGCAUGUUUUACUUCACAAAACAGCAAUAAGCACAACAGUUCUAUCAUGUGAAGUGUAGACUAAUAAUGCAACGCUAACACCAACACACACUAACGAUGUAACAUUUUUAGCUUGAGAGUUAAAUUGUUAAUCAGCUAAAACAAAUGAUGUACAUAUGCUGAGCUCACAGAUACCACAGCUAACAUUUUAAUGUCAAUAGUUUUUUUUUAGAGGUAGAGAAAAUAUUGACAAUAACUUCACAGAAUCUCACUUCAAAAACGCCAAACCAACCCUUUAACCCCCAGCCCUUGCAUACGUUUCCUAUGCUCUUUUUCUACGUUUUCUAUACUCUUCUAUGUAAUAAGUCACAAAUAACUGUUUGACAUUAGAAUAAUUUAAAAGUUUCUACAGAUCUUUUUUCUGAUGAAUCUUAUGUGAUGAGUUCCAGGUCUUUGACAUUCGAAGGUUUACCUGCCAUCAGCCUCAUCAUUAGCUGUCUGAUUUAGGUCUCACCUUUCUGGGUCACUUCAGAGUGUUAGUAGCGCCAGUCAGAAGACACAUUCUUGUAAAAUAAAGAGAGCUUUAAAUCUUAUUGCUGCUGUAUGUAACUGUAAUACCUUUUGUUUUUUGUUUUUUACAUAUUUGUUGGAAAAGUCACUAUGUUGAGAGAGUAUGGUAUGUGAAGAAGUUGAGGUCCUCUGCAUCCUCUCGAUGCUAACUAGAAGCAGCUGAUCAGAGACAGGUGGAGGGUCUUAUGGUGCGUUCACACCAAACGCAUUACAUGCGCCAAAAAUGCAUCCAAUGCUUCAAGUUCAAGGCAUGUGCACUUUAAAUGCAAACGAUGGUGCGUUUGCAUCAAACACGUUUUGCGCGUUGGUUUACACUCAGGGG
Poeciliopsis prolifica (blackstripe livebearer) is the source of this 6199-nucleotide messenger RNA. It is a transcript of the gene rce1a, whose product is annotated as Ras converting CAAX endopeptidase 1a. The record is from RefSeq and is a predicted model, not a curated record. The transcript is spliced from 8 exons. The coding region runs from base 152 to 1090 and encodes 312 amino acids. Lineage: Eukaryota; Metazoa; Chordata; Actinopteri; Cyprinodontiformes; Poeciliidae. Gene Ontology annotation, biological process: CAAX-box protein processing. Gene Ontology annotation, molecular function: metalloendopeptidase activity. Gene Ontology annotation, cellular component: endoplasmic reticulum membrane.